CCAUUUGCAAAAGAUGCUAGGUUCUUUCUUUCAGCCUUCCGUUUUAAAAUUUGCAUUUUAAGAUAUGUUUUGAAAACAUUGGUCUUCAACGUGAUUUCCCAAUCGUGUCGAGCUUUUGUGAUAUCUGGCGUUUAGUUUUACGAUCCAUUUACCCUGCAGCGACAUCUCGCGGUUAGAUCGUGUCAAUACUGGAAACGAGCGACCUGUUUGUUUGUGUAGCUGGUAGUGUGUUUACCGAUAGAGGGAUACAGAGACACGAUCACUUUCACACGUUAUCUCACUUCUUGAGGUUUUGCUUUUAUCGCUGAGCAGCGUUAUCUUGAGCAGAGCUGCAUAUCAGAACCUGGAGCCUUUUUGUUUGGAGAGAUUUUUGUCAUCAUGGCCGAACAUUUAUCCCAGAGUGAACUGGACUACCCUUUCAAACUUAUGGAAUAUUUUAACGGAUUCAGGAUCUCCAAGGCGAUAUUCUCAGCGUGUGAGUUAGGUGUGUUUGACCUUCUGCUAGACUCCCAAAAGCCCCUGACUGCAGGUGAGGUGGCACAGAAGCUUGGCACCAGUGGAGAUGGAAUUGAACGUUUACUGGAUCUGCUGGUUGCCAUUGAGAUUUUGGAAGUGGAACCUUUACAAGGAACAGCUUAUUACAACAGUACAGAUGUUGCUAAUCUGUACUUGGCUAAAUCCAGCCCCAAAUCUCUACACAGUUUAAUCAUCUAUCAUUCUCAAACCAUCUAUCCGCUCUGGAACAAUCUGGUAGAUGCUGUUAGGGAAGGAAAAAACCAGAAUGAGAAAACUUUCGGCCUUCCGUCUGAAGAAAUCUUCUCUGCCAUAUACAGGUCAGAAGAAGAGAUGCUGAAGUUUAUGGGUCUGAUGAACUCUACAUGGGUCAUUGAUGGCCAUGACAUAGCAAUAGCGUUCGAUCUAUCCUGUUUCAAGUCUAUCAUAGAUCUGGGGGGCUGUUCUGGUGCAUUAGCGCGGGAGAUAGCAAAAGAAUAUCCAUCCUCUACCGUCAUGGUUCUGGAUCUUCCAGAAGUGAUCCAGUCCGCUCAGCGACAUUUUGCUCACCAAAAUGACACCAUUUGUUUUCAAGAGGGAGACUUCUUCGAUGGAGAAAUCCCUUCUGCAGAUUUGUACAUUCUGGCCCGGAUAAUUCAUGACUGGAAAGAUGAUAAAAAUAUCAAACUACUGAAAAAGAUAUAUUCAGCAUGUAAUAAAGGUGGAGGUGUUCUGAUUGCAGAGGCACUGCUGUUUGAGAACCGGCCGGGUCCAACUAUGGUUCAGACAUUCUCUCUGAACAUGCUGGUCCAGACAGAAGGGAAAGAGCACCCACCCUCUUACUAUACACAUCUGCUCACUGAGGCUGGAUUCAGGGACGUGCAAGUUUGUCGUACCGGAAAAUCAUAUGAUGCUAUUCUGGCACUCAAAUGAAUUUACAGACAAGUCCCUUUGGUAUUCUGCCUCAUCUACAGAUGAUAAAACCUGUUAGUAAUUGGACUGAUGCACAGUUUAGACUGUGAUCUGUUGUUUCACAUAGUUUUGGGUAUCCUGGAAGUGAUAUUGUUCUCUCCGUACAUACAGAUCCAAAUGUUAUUCACCCAGUCCAUGUUAUUGACCCCAUAAAUAUUCAAAUACGAACCCCGGAUCCCUAAAACCCCACUAAUUAUUUGAUUAACCCUAAUAACAUGAAACAUGCCAACCCUGUGUUACCAAUUUUAGGGGUUACAAGUACUUUUUUAGUUCUGGAUUUGAUGUAGUAUAUUCAAAUUCUAGAUCACAUUUUAGAUUCUAGAAAGUGGGAGUGUUGAAGAGGUCCUUUGAUCAUUGGCCAUUUUUCAAAGGUAAGCUCCUCCCUCCGCACAGUCCUAUUUUAGACUUGGUUUCGGAUGACCCCUAGUGGUGAUUUGUUGAAAUAACACAAAUAAUUGUUUUCUUAACACAAAAAUUAAAACAAAGCUGUUUUUUUACUCCUACACAUACUCUAUACUCAUACAUACUAUUUCUGUAUAACUAACAUUUGAACCGUAUGAUUAAAUGAUUGUGAGUGGCGUGAAAUAUUCCUAACUAAAUGCCCAGCCCUUUACAGGAAAAACUAUUAUUUGUAAAUUGUUUGUGUACUUUCCAGUGAAUACAUGGACCAACCUGACCACGGGCUACGAAUUUAUAUUUUUCCUAGAUUUAUUUGUAUUAAAAGGAAACA
Messenger RNA from Triplophysa dalaica, 2194 nucleotides. RefSeq names its product acetylserotonin O-methyltransferase 2 (gene asmt2). The transcript has 9 exons. Lineage: Eukaryota; Metazoa; Chordata; Actinopteri; Cypriniformes; Nemacheilidae. Gene Ontology annotation, molecular function: acetylserotonin O-methyltransferase activity. Gene Ontology annotation, biological process: methylation; melatonin biosynthetic process. The coding region runs from base 379 to 1425 and encodes 348 amino acids. The record is from RefSeq and is a predicted model, not a curated record.